CUCUUUUUCUGAGUUUGAAACCCACCAUUUUCACAGUACACAAAACCUCAAUCUUAUGCCCUAGCUACUGUUUCUCCAUUCAGUUAACACUGAUUUAAAAAAGGUCCCAAUUAGACAGACCAUUACUGUCAUCACAAAAUCAAAAAUGGAGAAAAAUUCCAACACAGACAAGAAGAAAAAGCAGAAGAAAUGGAGUUGUGAAAAGAGAAGCCCUUUGCAAGAUCUCAAUGUUAUUCCAAAAUGUAAAAGCAAGUGUAGUUCAACUUCCUCUUCCAUGUCCAUCUCUUCAAAUUCAAUUUCUUCCUCAUCAUCUUCUUCUUCUUACACAACUCCUCUCCAAAAAAAGCCCAAAUUUUUAUACGGAACUUCAAAUCCAGUGCCUAAAUCUUCACGUUUGAGAUCUAAAUCCACCAAUGAGAAUGAUUUACCAAGACCCUUUUCACAAAAACCCAAAAGGAUCCCACCUUUCCUAUCUGGGAAAAAAACCACCUCCCAAAAAUCAAAUCUUUAUUCUCAGUUGAGCAAUCCUGUGAAGAAAUCAGCAUUUGGGUCAGCAAGGAUUGGGGUUAAAGGGAAGAGUUUGAAGCAAAAGGAGGGAGGAAAUGGUUCAGGUGAGCAUAUUCAGCUUUUGGAUUUAGAUAGUAAUUUAAUUAGUUAUGCAAAUUGUACUCCUCUUGGUAAAUUAGUAAAUCAUACUAAUAUAGGAGAGAACUCAAAUGCAACUAGUAGUAAUACUACGAAAACACCUCCAAUUGAGGCUUCAGUGUCUCCUGAGAUACAAUGUGGGAUAUCAAAUGUGUUGGUUUCAGCUGCAACACCUUGUUAUGCUGCUGGCCAUGUUCUCUCUGGUGUCAGUGAUAAAAGAAAAUGUAAGCCUAGAGGUAUUCUUACUAUAGGAACUUUAGUUGACUGCGAAAAAGCCAGUGGCUCAAAGGAUUGUAAGUGUAGUAGGGAUUCUUUGAUUCCUUUGCCUGCCGAGGCUUCUAUGCAUUGGCUUCUAUCUCCACGCCGCGAGAAUAAUGACGUUUGUGAGGGCGAUUCUGAAAGCGAAUUUAGAAUGUUGACGGGAUCUGCCACGUCUCAAAUGCCGUAUUCAACUUCAACAUGUUCUGGUAGUUCUUUUGGUUUAGUACGUCACAGAGGAAAGUACAGUGAUAGUGUGAAUCAGGAUGUGGCACGAAGUGGUGGAAAAGCUCGGAUUAUUUUGCUCUCUCCAAGAAGUUCUGAACUUAAAGAUUCGUCAUAUGACAAGCAGGAGAGGAAUUUGUUUCCCCAAGCUAUAUCUUGUUGUAAUGAUGUAAAAGUCCCGGAUGAGUGGAAAUGUUCAUGCAGUCUUGUUAGAGAGAAUUCUCCUUGCUCUACGGCUUCUUUAAGCAGUGGGAAUGUUAUUCAAACCCCCAAAUCAGAAUCGAGCUCAGGCAAGAGUGGUGGCUUCUCAUGGUUACAUUCAGGUGAUCGUGGAAAGAACUUUAGGUCUGAACUUGAUUCAGUGGCAGAAUGUCUUCAGAAAACAAGCUUAUCACCUACGACUCAGACAACAUCAGCUUGGGAUCAGCCUAAUCUGCUUUUUAAGUUUACCAGUACCUCCUGGGUUUCUGAUUCUACGUUAGAUAAUGUAUCACAAUCUCAAAUGAGGAUAUCAUGGAGGGAUGGAGUAGUGAGUCGGAUUUUUGAGACGGAUGAUUUAGAUUGCUGCAGAUGCUUAUCAGAUGAUGAAAACGGGGGUUAUUGUCACGCUAAUGCAAAUACAAAUCUUGUUGAAGAAAAUGAUCUUUUACCAGAGAGUGGUCUACAGUCUCCUGAAUUUCUAGAGCACAAACACGAGCAUUUUCGGAAUGGAAAGUCAAAGGAUCCUCCCCCAGAAGUUAAUUUAUGUGCAGAGUCCAUAUGGACUGAAGGUGGUGGCUUAGUUUCUUCUGCAGAUUCUGACUGGACCCUUAGUUAUAAAAACCAGUUGUAUCAAGUUUGAUUCUUCGUCUUAAUUUAUUUGCAUCUAUUCUUUGGAACACCAAAAUGUUGUUUUACUAUGUUGGAAUUCAG
Messenger RNA from Nicotiana tabacum (common tobacco), 2040 nucleotides. RefSeq lists its product as uncharacterized. NCBI's taxonomy places the organism in Eukaryota, Viridiplantae, Streptophyta, Magnoliopsida, Solanales, Solanaceae. The record is from RefSeq and is a predicted model, not a curated record.